Molecule: messenger RNA, 501 nt
Organism: Wickerhamiella sorbophila
Lineage: Eukaryota; Fungi; Ascomycota; Dipodascomycetes; Dipodascales; Trichomonascaceae
Product: Bud site selection protein 20
Exons: 1
Coding region: 1-501 (166 amino acids)
Molecular function (GO): nucleic acid binding; zinc ion binding
Source: RefSeq, a predicted model, not a curated record
AUGGGUCGCUACCUCGCAUCAAAGCGAUAUAAAACCAAAAGGUACACUCGUGAUUUGGAUCAAGUUCUUCAUGACGAUCUAUCAAGCCACAAGGCUAUUGACGCUCUAGAAAACCAGCCCGUGGAUGAGUACAAACCGGGUUUGGGCCAGUUUUAUUGUGUCCCUUGUGCCCGCUACUGCGAAACCGAGCAUGCUCUCGAAACACACCAGAGAAGCAAAGUACACAAACGUCAAUUGAAGGCAUUAAAAUUUGGACCUUACACCCAUCAGGAAGCUGACGCUGGUGCCGGCAAAGACGUACAAGUGUACCUCAACAAGCAACAGCAGCAACGGAACAUUCAUGCCGAGCCCCGGGUCCAGAAUCUGUUGACAGUUCCAGAGAAGAUUGAGAAGAAAAACGAAAUGGCGACAGAAUUGGAUCAGGCUGACGAGCUUUCUUCUACCGAGAGUGAGAACCAAAAUGAACCUGCUGAAGCCCAAGAGAGUGUCGAAAUAUCGUAA